This is a messenger RNA of Caretta caretta (loggerhead turtle), 2927 nucleotides long. It is a transcript of the gene EPS8L3, whose product is annotated as EPS8 signaling adaptor L3. The record is from RefSeq and is a predicted model, not a curated record. Gene Ontology annotation, biological process: positive regulation of ruffle assembly; Rho protein signal transduction; regulation of Rho protein signal transduction. Lineage: Eukaryota; Metazoa; Chordata; Testudines; Cheloniidae. Gene Ontology annotation, cellular component: ruffle membrane; plasma membrane; vesicle. Gene Ontology annotation, molecular function: actin binding.
UUAGUCAGGGUGCUGACAAUGAGGGUGGAGGUGCCUGGACAGAGCUGGGUGAGGGUCUGCUCUGCAGCUGCUGUAGCCUAGGAUUACUAUGCAUCGGCAGGGGCCUGCAAGGUUGAUGAUUUCCCUAUGCGAGAGAGCAAAGAGCAGCAGGCGUGGUCCCUGCGUCAGAAGCCAGACGAGAUUAUUAUGAUUCACUCCCUCUGGGUCCAGUUACCAAGAGAGUGAGUCCAGAGCUGGGGAGAUCAAAGUCUGCAGUCGGAGCUGUAGAUUGUCCAAGCCGCAGCUCCUGGCCCCCUCCUCUUCCCCUGAGUUUCUCCAGGAGAGAAUGCCCCUGUGAUCGCCCACUGGGAACUGGUAGGAGCCAUCGCCCGACAACCUGCCAGGGCCUGCCCUCUGGGACAACGAUGAUGGAGCCCUUUGGCCACAGGACCGAGUCUGAGUACAAUGAGUUCAGCAAUGGCAGCCCAGACCUCAUCAGAGCCAACAGCACAUCCAGGCCCAGCAGCAAAGCCAUUUACCGCCAGCGCAAACAUUACACCCUCUCCACACUGAAGCAGCAAAGCAAUUUCCAGCACCGCGUGGAGCACCUGCUCACCGCCCACGUGGACUCCAAGGACAUCUGUGGCGUGGACGACUGUGUGGCACAGCUGAAGAUGAUGGAUGCGCAGGGACGGGUCUGGGGACAGGACAUGAUCCUGCAAGUGAAGGGCCCUGAGCUGCUGUUGAGCGACAUCGAGACCAAGGAGGAGUUGGAGAGCUACCCCCUUGAGAGCGUCCAGGAGUGCGCUGCCAUACUCAGCCCCUGUGUCUACAACUCCAUCCUGGCCGUCACCGUGAGGGAGCAGAGCCAGCACGGCAGCAGCAUCCUCCUCUUCCAGUGCGAGCAGCUUGGGGCAGAGCUGAUGAAAGCCAACCUGGAGAAGGCCAUCAAGGAGUGGAAAGGGGAACGGGAGAGUCAGGACAUGCUCAGGAGCAGUUUGGAGACCAUGCUGUCCCAGCAGAGCCGAGGGUCCUUCCACAGCAGCCUCCCACAGAUCAGCCAGGAUAGGUGGGCUGGACUGUCAGACCCAAACCCCUUUAUUCCUCCCACACCACAGGAGUGGCAGAGCCAAGACCAGGUGCCCCGGAAUCCUCCAGCCUUCAUGGAUUAUGGGCCUGGCCAGCCGCGGCCCCCAAAGCCGAGAGAUGAGUGGACGGAUCCCAGCUUGCAGGCAAUGCAGGACUUGGACAAAGACACUGAAAUCCUGAACCAUGUGCUGAGUGACAUCGAGCUCUUUGUGGGGAAGCUGAAGGAGACGAGCGGCUCGGUGAGCAGCAAGAAGAAGUCGAAGAAAAAGGACAAGGAGAGAGGAGUGCUGCCCCCAGAGCCUGAGUGGGAGACCUGCUUCCAGAAGAUCAAAUACGCCUUAAACCUGCUGGGGAAGCUGAGACCUAAGCUGCAGCAGCAGCCCAGUGCCCCGGAACUGGUUCGACUCGUCUUCUCCACCCUCUCCUUUAUUUUGUCCAACUGUCCCUGGCCCAGCCUGGCCUCCUCCAUUGUUUCCCCUCUGCUGACCGAGGCAGCCAUCGACCUGGUGGACGAGUCUUUGGAGAAAAAGGAUCAUGACACCUGGAAGAGUCUGGGCAAGGCUUGGCACACCACGAGGGCAGAGUACCCAGACAGACAGUUCAUCCCUCCCUACAUCCCCAUCUUCUCAGAUGGGUGGGUGCCCCCCCUGCCGACCCAGAGGGCGACUGCCACUCAUGUGGAGAGGCAGCCCCUGGGAAGCCAGAACCAUGCCACGUCCAGAGCUCCUUCUAGUCCCCCGCAGCUCAUGCAAGCCAUGUACGAAUUCCAGGCCAGGAACAACAAGGAGCUGACUGUCAUGAAAGGGGAAUUGCUGGAGAUUCUAGACCAGCGGAAGAAGUGGUGGCUUGCUAGAAACAGAGCAGGUGAGAGGGGCUAUAUCCCGAACAACAUCGUGGGGCCAGUGGAUCAGAAGCCUGCAGAGAACAGCAUGAACCAAGCGCCAAGCAGCUCCCCUAGUCUCCAGCAGAAGUCCACGCCGGCGGAGGUGACGGCCUGGCUGAGGGACAUGGGCUUCUCCAAGAUCACAGUGAAGUGCCUUGGCGUGCUCAAUGGCAACCAGCUGCUGGGGAUGAGCCAGGAGGACAUAAAAACUGUCUGCCCGGAAGAGGGGAGACGUGUCUUCUUCAAGCUCUCUGCUGUUAAAUCGUCCCUGGGGAUUGGCCCUCAUGAUUAGCUGGCUCCCUUCCACACCAUCUCCGAUCUGGCAGAAGCAGCACAGGGACCAGAGACUGAACAGAGGGACAGCAGGUCUCUCCCAGCAUUAGCCCUCCUGCUCUUCUGGGAGUCUUCUGAGUCUCUUCCCCUGCCUCUUGUGCCCAGUGCAGAGAGUGGGUGCAGUGAUCCCCGAAAGCCAUGUGUCACCUACUUGUCAUGGACUGUUUUUGUUCAGUGUUUGUACAGCACCUCACACAGAGGGGUCCUGGUCCAUGACUGGGGCUCCUAGAUACUCCUGCACUACAAAUCAUGCUAUUUAUUCUUACAGCUACAUACGCUCCAACUAAGCAUGGACUUCAGCAGUCUGGUCAAAGGCAGAUAAGUUUAGCUCCCCAACAGGCUUUGUCCGAUUCUCCCAGUUGUACAGCAUCUGCACUAGAGUUUAAAUCAUAUCACCCAAGAAGAUACACCCCCUAGCAUGCUUGGCUUUCUUUCCCUACUAUUCUUCCUUUGCAAGUCUCACGUAGAAAGUUUUUCUUGUAGGUGCAAUAAGAUCAAGCCUGCAGAGCCAAGAUGCUCCCCAAAAGCAUGUACUGUUCUCCCAGGUUCUUCUAGCCAGGAGCAAUGUAAGCAGUUAUUAGGUAAAGGUUGUUUAAUGGUCUGUAAAGAAAGUUCUUGACUACAAAUAAAGUGAUUGAAUCAA